This is a messenger RNA of Frankliniella occidentalis (western flower thrips), 903 nucleotides long. RefSeq lists its product as uncharacterized. The transcript is spliced from 4 exons. The record is from RefSeq and is a predicted model, not a curated record. The coding region runs from base 108 to 725 and encodes 205 amino acids. NCBI's taxonomy places the organism in Eukaryota, Metazoa, Arthropoda, Insecta, Thysanoptera, Thripidae.
AGGGCUCCUGCCGCCCGGUGCAGCCAGGUGCAGCACUCUGGAGCGCGGGUCGUGAGGAGGACCGGGAGGACUCGCAGUGCGACCGCCGAACCGGGCUGACCUCAAACAUGCUGCUGCUGGCCAUCGUGGUGCUGCUCACCAGCAAGCUGACCAGCCACCAGGUCGAGCCUGCCACCAAGUGGAUCAACUCGUUUGCGGGUCCUUGGAUCGCUACUUUGGGUCCAAUCAACCAAUGCCCGGGAGGGCGGGUAGGGGACAUAGUUCGGUUCAAUCUACUGAUCACUCAAUUCCGACAUCCAUCAAUAGAUUCGCAAAAGAUGCUGCAGAGACUCACCGGGAAUGUUACCGUCGACGAGGAGCUGACCAACAAAGGCGCGUCAAUACUACGAUUUGCAACCAGAAGCAAUAACCAGUGGAAGGAGAACGCAUUGGUUUUAAAGUUUGCCAUUGGAUGUUGCCGAUCCUUGAUGGACUACUUUCCCGGCUUCACUAGAAACAUAUAUCACCUCGACCCGGAUGACUACCAGAAAGGUGGAAAACCCUGUGUCAUUCCAAAGGACGUCUACUACGCUGAUGAGGAGCCAGUAAAUUGGACCAUCCCCAAGGUGCCGGUGCUGCCUUACGGCUUAUUUCGGUUGCAAUUCUCUUUUGACAUGGGAACAGAAUCAAAUCCAAAGCGUAUUGGAUGUUUUCUGACGGAGACCACGAUACACCCUAGGCUGUAGUCAUAGCUGCACCGUUUUUCAAACGAGAAGAGCCUUGAAGCGGACCUUGGCGCCACCUCUACCACGACGCUACCCGCGACCCACUUCUUCGCAAUGUUUGGUGGCGAUCGUCAAGAAAAAAAGGUUGUCGAAAUCCCAUGCCAAAUUAUAAGAAAAAUUAUGGUGCUUUCCUGUCAAA